UCCCCUAUUCCUUCAUAACUCUCUCAAAAGCACUCCCCAAUUUCGAAUUUCGCUUUUCUUCCAGCCUCCAAACCAUCGUUUACGUUUCCUAGAAAUCCUCAGAAUCAAUGGCGCCAAAGGCAGAGAAGAAGCCCGCCGAGAAGAAGCCAGCGGAGGAGAAGAAGUCCGCCGUCGCUGAGAAGGCUCCCGCCGAGAAGAAGCCCAAGGCCGGCAAGAAGCUCCCGAAGGAGGGCGGAGCCGCCGCCGGAGAAAAGAAGAAGAAGAGAGUGAAGAAGGGUACCGAGACCUACAAGAUCUACAUCUUCAAGGUUCUCAAGCAGGUCCACCCAGACAUCGGUAUCUCCAGCAAGGCCAUGGGGAUCAUGAACAGUUUCAUCAACGACAUCUUCGAAAAGCUCGCCCAGGAGGCCUCGAGACUCGCCAGGUACAACAAGAAGCCGACGAUCACCUCUCGGGAGAUCCAGACGGCGGUGAGGCUUGUGCUUCCCGGUGAGCUCGCCAAGCACGCCGUAUCUGAGGGGACCAAGGCGGUGACUAAGUUUACGAGUUCUUGAAGAUAAUCUGGCUCUGGAUUGUGAUCUUUAGGGUUAGGGUUAGGUUUGUAUCCGUACAUGAUGGCCUUUUGUCUUUAAUGUCUUUUGGAUAUUUGUUAGGGUUUCUGUAUUUUACUUUGUAUGCUUGAUCUUAUGUUCUUAUGGUAAAAGUUGAAAAGACUAUCGGUUGACAUAUGUAAUGUUCCUCUAAUUUUUCUUCUCCUGCGUUGUAGCGAUUUGUACUGUAUAUUUAAUAUGUUGAUAAAUUCAUCAAAAAGAGACUUGUUGGUGA
This is a messenger RNA of Morus notabilis, 825 nucleotides long. Its product is annotated as histone H2B. The coding region runs from base 108 to 554 and encodes 148 amino acids. Gene Ontology annotation, molecular function: structural constituent of chromatin; DNA binding; protein heterodimerization activity. Lineage: Eukaryota; Viridiplantae; Streptophyta; Magnoliopsida; Rosales; Moraceae. The transcript has a single exon. Gene Ontology annotation, biological process: nucleosome assembly. Gene Ontology annotation, cellular component: nucleosome. The record is from RefSeq and is a predicted model, not a curated record.